Bombina bombina (fire-bellied toad) is the source of this 7132-nucleotide messenger RNA. RefSeq names its product gastrula zinc finger protein XlCGF26.1-like. Gene Ontology annotation, biological process: regulation of transcription by RNA polymerase II. Gene Ontology annotation, molecular function: RNA polymerase II cis-regulatory region sequence-specific DNA binding; DNA-binding transcription factor activity, RNA polymerase II-specific. The coding region runs from base 3021 to 6287 and encodes 1088 amino acids. The transcript is spliced from 5 exons. NCBI's taxonomy places the organism in Eukaryota, Metazoa, Chordata, Amphibia, Anura, Bombinatoridae. The record is from RefSeq and is a predicted model, not a curated record.
ACUGCCUGACAGUGCCUGUGUGUCAUCUACUCAAGUUCACCAAAGUCAGCCAACAGCUGUGGUUCCAGAUUGCAUCCUGUUUCUUCUUCUACAACAGCAACGACAUCCUACAGCUUGUUUCUUCUUCUACAACAGCAAGGUCAUCCACACAUCCUAGUGCAGCCUGUUUCUUCUUCUACAACAGCAAGGUCAUCCACACAUCCUGCAGCCUGUUUCUUCUUCUACAACAGCAAGGUCAUCCACACAUCCUAGUGCAGCCUGUUUCUUCUUCUACAACAGCAAGGUCAUCCACACAUCCUGCAGCCUGUUUCUUCUUCUACAACAGCAAGGUCAUCCACACAUCCUGCAGCCUGUUUCUUCUUCUACAACCGCAAGGUCAUCCACACAUCCUGCAGCCUGUUUCUUCUUCUACGACAGCAAGGUCAUCCACAUCCUAGUGCAGCCUGUUUCUUCUUCUACAACAGCAAAGUCAUCCUGCAGGUGCACUGCAACUAUGAAAGCCUCUGUCUUCUACAACAGCUAGGUCAGCCAUUCAGCCAGUGUCUUCUACAACAGAAAGGACAGUCAUCCAAAGCCAGUGUUUUCUACAACAGCAAGGUCAGUACUCCAGAGCCAGUGUAUUCUACAACUGCAAGGUCAGUCUCCUCCAGUGAAAGCCAGUGUUGCCUCAGUCUAAAUAAAGAUGGAUAUUAGCAACCCCAUUGUUGUCGUCUUUAAAGUUUAUAUUUAAAUAAUUUCAAUCAAGUGUAUAAGCCUGUGGUCUCUUGUCUCUACUCAAUCAAGGUGACUGCAUCAUCAUUAAGCUAAGCAAGCCCAUCGUUGUCUUCUUUAUAUUCAAGUGCAGCUAGCCUGUGUUCUCUCUUCAAUCAAGGUGACUGCUUAAUCAAGCGAGCCCAUUGUUGUCGUCUUUAUAUUCAAGUGCAGAAAGCUAGUGUACUCUACUUCUCUUCAAUCAAGGUGCCUGCAUCAUAGUACUAAGUAUCAGCCUAUUUUUUCUUCUUUAAAGUGCAGAAAGCCUGUGUUCUCUCUUCAAUCAAGGUGACAGCUUAAUCAAGCCCAUCGUUGUCUUCUUUAUAUUCAAGUGCAGCUAGCCUGUGUUCUCUCUUCAAUCAAGGUGACUGUCACUGCAUCAUAUAGCACAUUGUUGUCCUCUCUUUAUAUUCAAGACUUUCAAGUGCAUGUGGUCUCUCUCUUGUCUUAAUUGCAACAGAAGCAUAUAUUUUAUUCUUUAAUUAUUUAUCAAAAUAAAUUGUGUGAUUCUAAUCAAAAAUCUUUAAGAAGCUUUUUUAAGACUGCUUCCGUUGCGUCAUCUCUGCAACUUGAAGAAGCUAUACAAGCAUCAUCAGAGCUAGGCUAACUGCAUUAUCAAGGCCAUUCAAUAGUUCUCUGUCUUUGUAUUCAAGUGCAAGACUGUGGUCUAGUCUAUUUGUGCCACGGUUGCCACUUGCCAGUGACACCUGACCCUACUGAUAUUGACAGUGUGUGCGGUAGUAUAAUCUACUGAUUCUCCUCAUAUUUUUUGGGCCAGCUGGUAUUCUGUGCGUGGUACAUACAAUUUAAGAUGAGUUCUGAAGAGCUGUCCGUGUCCAACAAUAACGACGAUGAUGAUGAAAAUGAUGUUGAUGUUGCUACAGAAUUGUUGGUGCCAAAGAAAAAUUCCACAUCAGUUGUUUGGGAAUAUUUUUGAUUCAGAAAAGAGGAUGAGAAACAUAACCAAGUAAUCUGCAAAACUUGUGCAACGAGUGUUGCAGCAAAACGAAGUAACACAUCAAACCUGUUCCAGCACCUUAAACAGCGGCAUAAGUAAAUCUUUGAACGAUGUAUGUAAAAAAAAACCCUGGUAGAGAAAAGACAACACAAACAAGCUGUGAAUAUAAAGUUUAGCAGAAAUCAAUCAAUCAUAAAGGCAUUGCAAACACACAGUGACAUCACCAUAUUCGAAGACCUCAGAAAGGCAUAGAUAAAUAACCAACGCUAUUGCAUAUUAUAUAUGCAAAGACAUGGUGCCUGCAUACACGAUUAGUAAAGAAGGCUUCAAAAGAAUUAUACACACACUCGACAAGAGAUACCAACUGCUAUCUCGCAAUUACUUCUGGAGAAAACUAAGUCUGUAUCAUAUGUGAAACCAGUUCUGCAUCUAUUAAACACAAAGAUACUGGCUCUGGAGGAAGAUGAUUCUGACCUUACCAAGACACUGAAAUCCAAAAUUCUUGAAUAUAUAUUAUGAAUAGAAAAUGAAAAAGAUGAGGAUACUCAAGAUCUGCUAGAUAUGGCAUCAUUCCUUGAUCUACGAUUCAAGACAACCUACAUAAAUGUGGAUAAAAUUACAAGCAUCAAGGCCAAGACUCAGCCAGAGCACUGAGAGAUAUCAGGUAUUGAUGUAACUGGAGUGAAUAAGGGAACCUUCUUCCUGAGCACAGACAUUGGAGCCUGUUAUCAGCAUGAACUCAUAUGUGUUAGACUCAGCCAGAGCACUGAGAGAUAUCAGGUAUUGAUGUAACUGGAGUGAAUAAGGGAACCUUCUUCCUGAGCACAGACAUUGGAGCCUGUUAUCAGCAUGAACUCAUAUGUGUUAGACAAACACAUCAAUAGUUCAACUAUCUAUCCUUCACUACAGGAAGCAACAGAAUCAUACCGCAAACUCCAUUAGUCUUAGACACCAAUGACUAUUCACAAACAUUGGGGAUAUCACAGCAGAUAAUUAAAGGAGAUGGUGAAUUGGCAGGAACUGGGAAGCAAUCAUUAUGUACAGAGAGUAAUUUAGUCAUCAAACAAGAGGACAACAUUUAUGAGUUAUCUAUUGAAAUUAUUAUCCCCGAGCAUAAACCACACCUAUUUACUGAGAUUUCAAAACCUAUUAAAGAAAGGAAAAGGCUACAGUCUAGCCAAGUAAUUCAUACAAAGGAGCAACCUUUCCAAUGUACAGAAUGUGAGAUAAGCUUUAGAUGGGAGUCACAUCUACUAGAACACCACAAAAUUCACACAGGUGAGAAACCACACACAUGUACUGAGUGCAGCAAAUGUUUUACACAAAUGGAUCAUCUGAAAACUCAGAAAAAUAUUUACACAGGAGAAAAGCUUUUCACAUGUACAGAGUAUGGAAAAGUUUUACACGAAUGGAUUGUCUGAAAACUCAUGAAAGGAUUCACACAGGAGAAAAGCCGUUCACAUGUACAGAGUGUGGAAAAAGUUUUACACAAAUGGAUUUUCUGAAAGCUCAUGAAAGGAUUCACACAGGAGAAAAGCCGUUCACAUGUGCAGAGUGUGGAAAAAGUUUUACACAAAUAAGUAGUCUAAAAACUCAUGAAAAGAUUCACACAGGACAAAAGCCUGUCCCAUGUACAGAGUGUGGAAAAAGAUUUGCACAAAUGAGUCAACUGGAAAUACAUGAAAGGAUUCACACAGGGAAAAAGCCGUUCACAUGUACAGAGUGUGGAAAAUGUUUUAUACAUAAGAGUCAUCUGAAAACUCAUGAAAAGAGUCACACAGGAGAAAAGCCAUUCAUAUGUACAGAGUGUGGAAAAAGUUUUACACAAAAGAGUUGUCUGAAAAGUCAUGAAAGGAUUCACACAGGGGAAAAGCCGUUCACAUGUACAGAGUGUGGAAAAAGUUUUACACAAAUGGAUCAUCUGAAAACUCAUGAAAGGAUUCACACAGGAGAAAAGCCUUUCACGUGUACAGAGUGUGGAAAACGUUUUACACAAAUGGAUCAUCUGAAAACUCAUGAAAGGAGUCACACAGGAGAAAAGCCAUUCAUAUGUACAGAGUGUGGAAAAAGUUUUACACAAAAGAGUGAUCUGAAAACUCAUGAAAGGAUUCACACAGGAGAAAAGCCUUUCACAUGUACAGAGUGUGGAAAAAGUUUUACACAAAUGGAUCAUCUGAAAACUCAUGAAAGGAGUCACACAGGAGAAAAGCCGUUCAUAUGUACAGAGUGUGGAAAAAGUGUUACACAAAAGAGUGAUCUGAAAAAGCAUGAAAGGAUUCACACUGGAGAAAAGCCUUUCACAUGUACAGAGUGUGGAAAAAGUUUUACACAAAAGAGUGAUCUGAAAAAGCAUGAAAGGAUUCACACAGGAGAAAAGCCGUUCACAUGUACAGAGUGUGGAAGAAGUUUUACACAAAAGAGUUAUCUGAAAACUCAUGAAAGGAUUCACACAGGAGAAAAGCUGUUCACAUGUACAGAGUGUGGAAAAAGUUUUACACAAAAGGGUGAUCUGAAAGCUCAUGAAAGGAUUCACACAGGAGAAAAGCUGUUCACAUGUACAGAGUGUGGAAAAAGUUUUACACAAAAGGGUGAUCUGAAAACUCAUGAAAGGAUUCACACAGGAGAAAAGCUGUUCACAUGUACAGAGUGUGGAAAAAGUUUUACAGUAAAUAGUAGUUUGAAAAAACAUGAAAGGAUUCACACAGGGGAAAAGCCGUUCACAUGUACAGAGUGUGGAAAAAGUUUUACACAAAUGGAUCAUCUGAAAACUCAUGAAAGGAUUCACACAGGGGAAAAGCGUUUCACAUGUACAGAGUGUGGAAAAAGUUUUACAGAAAAGAGUUGUCUGAAAAGUCAUGAAAGGAUUCACACAGGAGAAAAGCCUUUCACAUGUACAGAGUGUGGAAAAAGUUUUACACAAAAGAGUAGUCUGAAAAAGCAUGAAAGGAGUCACACAGGAGAAAAGCCGUUCACAUGUACAGAGUGUGGAAGAAGUUUUACAGAAAAGAGUUUUCUGAAAAGUCAUGAAAGGAUUCACACAGGAGAAAAGCCGUUCACAUGUACAGAGUGUGGAAAAAGUUUUACACAAAAGAGAAGUCUGAAAAAGCAUGAAAGGAGUCACACAGGAGAAAAGCCUUUCACAUUUAAAGAGUGUGGAAAAAGUUUUCCACAAAUGAAUCAUCUAAAAACUCAUAAAAAUAUUCACACAGGAGAAAAGCCUUUCACAUGUACAGAGUGUGGAAAAAGUUUUACACAAAUAAGUAGUCUGAAAACUCAUGAAAUGAUUCACACAGGAGAAAAGCCUUUCACAUGUACAGAGUGUGGAAAAAGUUUUACACAAAAGAGUGAUCUGAAAAAGCAUGAAAGGAGUCAUACAGGAGAAAAGCCUUUCACAUGUACAGUGUGUGGAAAAAGUUUUACACGAAUGGAUUGUCUGAAAAUUCAUGAAAGGAUUCACACAGGGGAAAAGCCGUUCACGUGUGCAGAGUGUGGAAAAAGUUUUACACACAUGAAGUGUCUGAAAACUCAUGAAAGGAGUCACACAGGAGAAAAGCCUUUCACAUGUACAGAGUGUGGAAAAAGUUUUACAGAAAAGAGUAAUCUGAAAAAGCAUGAAAGGAUUCACACCGGGGAAAAGCCUUUCACAUGUACAGAGUGUGGAAAAAGUUUUACACAAAAGAGUGAUCUGAAAAGUCAUAAAAAAAGGAUUCACACAGGGGAAAAGCCGUUCACAUGUACAGUGUGUGGAAAACGUUUCACAGAAAAGAGUGAUCUGAAAAGUCAUGAAAGGAUUCACACAGAGGAAAAGCCGUUCACAUGUACAGAGUGUGGAAAAAGUUUUGCAGAAAAGAGUCGUCUGAAAACUCAUGAAAGGAUUCACACAGGGGAAAAGCCGUUCACAUGUACAGAGUGUGGAAAAAGUUUUACAGAAAAGAGUCGUCUGAAAAGUCAUGAAAGUAUUCAUACAGGAGAAAAGCCUUUCACAUGUAUCGAGUGUGGAAAAAGUUUUACUGAAAAGAGAAGUCUGAAAACUCAUGAAAGGAUUCACACAGGAGAAAAGCCUUUCACGUGUACAGAGUGUGGAACAAGUUUUGCACAAAUGAGUAAUCUGGAAAAACAUGAAAGGAUUCACACAGGAGAAAAGCCUUUCACAUGUACAGAGUGUGGAAAAAGUUUUGCACACAUGAGUAGUCUGAAAAAACAUGAAAGGAUUCACACAGGAGAAAAGCCGUUCACAUGUACAGAGUGUGGAAAAAGUUUUACUCAAAUGAGUCAUCUGGAAAAACAUGAAAGGAUUCACACAGGAGAAAAGCCUUUCACAUGUACAGAGUGUGGAAAAAGUUUUACAGAAAAAAAUCAUCUGAAAAGUCAUGAAAGGAUUCACACUGGAGAAAAGCCUUUCACAUGUACAGAGUGUGGAAAAUGUUUUACACAAAAGAAUGAUCUGAAAAGGCAUGAAAGGAUUCACACAGGAGAAAAGCCGUUCACAUGUACAGAGUGUGGAAAAUGUUUUACAGAAAAGAGAACUCUGAAAACUCAUGAAAGGAUUCACAAGGGAAGAAACCUUUCACAUGUUUAGAAAGUGGAAAAAAGUUUUUUAUUGAAAUCCGGUAUCACAAAACACUUAAAAUUUACACACAAACUGUAUAUACACAGUGUAAAAACCUUUUUGCAAUUAUCCUAGAGGACAAACUCUCUAAAUAGAAGGAUCAAAAAGGAUGAUAUUGUAAAUAAUAUUUUCUAAAUCCCAGUUACGAAAGCCCCAGAUUUAAAGUGCAGAUGAAUAAAGUAGCUGUCCUCCUACUGACCAGUUUACACAACCAUUUACCAGUGUUAGGAGUUUUACGUUUUAUUUACAUAGGGGAGGAAAUAAUUAUAUUUACAGUAUAAAAGAGUCUUUAUAUGAAUAGAGCUUUAGAAACUUAAAUAAACAAGAACAUCAGUCUCAAAUGAUUGACAUCUGGGAGAUAUAUUUAAUGUGCACACCAUGUGGAUAAACCUUUUCUUAUAGCAAUAGAUGCUUAGUAUUGUGCAUGUUAUAUACCAGAGGAAUUACUGAGGGAAAUGGAUUUUAUUUCAUGAGACACAAUAUCAGUAACCGGUACAUAUGUGAUCAUAAUCGGUUUAAUUUAAAUGGCUACUACAACCUACAUGUAUACUGGGUAUGUAAUAUGUAUGUCAUGUUCUGUAACUUGAUAUUAUGUCUGUUAAAUGUUUUUAUAUUAGUUAGAAGCCACAAGAACUGAUAAUAGCACAUACUGUAUAUAUAAAGGGAACAUUAUAUGUCUGAUAAAUCUCUUUGUAUCAAGAGCACAAGUGGAAGGUAUAUUUAUACCAUUGUGUGCAUGUAUCAUGUAAUGCUGCUUUUUUCUAUAUAAUGAUAUACAAUAUUUUUUCAUGCAAAUAAAAUGUGAUUACAAUCCA